AUGGAACCUAAUUCUGCUGAUAAUUUCGAGUGUAUCCUUCAGUUGACACGCUUUCUAAGCUCAGAAUGCAGAUCAAGCAGAGAGCAAACUGAUAAUUUAGCAACUUUGCUUAACAGACUAGCAGAUCAGUCGGGCAUAAUAUUUGAAGAGACAAGUGGAAAUACUCCUGAUGAAGAAUUGCAGAAGUACAAUGAAAUAGUGCAGAAAUCAGAGGAAGAACUUUUGAUAGAAGAAAAUUAUAAACUAUUAUAUCAAAUUGAACAACAAGAAUAUAUAAAUUCGAAAAUCCGGUCACUCAUAAAUAAUAUUGCCGAACACAUAAACUCAAUCAAACUAUUUCUUAUAGAAGAACGUAUAAUUAAAGAUAAUAAGAAAGUAGAUUUCAUAAUGGAUCCUAAUGAACUCGAUACCAUACGGCAAUCAACUGAAACUUUAAAAACUUCGAAGGAUAUUCUUCAAACGAAGAUAAACUCUGCUCUACAUAACCUUCGCUUAAUACUCAAGGAAACUAACUUUCAGAACAUAGAUAAAACAACAUUUGAAUUUAGACAGUUUCAGAAAAGCAUAAAAAUAUUGAAUGAUAUUUAUAAUGCUAAAUUGGAUGUUUUUGAUCUAUAA
Molecule: messenger RNA, 618 nt
Organism: Tetrapisispora phaffii CBS 4417
Lineage: Eukaryota; Fungi; Ascomycota; Saccharomycetes; Saccharomycetales; Saccharomycetaceae
Gene: FAR3
Product: Far3p
Exons: 1
Coding region: 1-618 (205 amino acids)
Source: RefSeq, a predicted model, not a curated record